UCGCGGGAUGACUGAGUAACUUUCGGCGGCGAGCCUUUCUGUUGCGAUUUUGUUGUUCUCUUUAUUGCUGCUUUAGUCACGGUAAGAAGUUGUCGUGUUAUUUGUAUCAUCCAUAGUUUGCAGUGUUUAAAAGCUGAAGAAGGGGAAUGUUAUGGUGUCUUCUUUCAUUUCAAAAAAAAAAAAAAAAAAAAAGGGUUUCAAGCAGUUACGUAGUGUGUGAAAAUAUGAGUAGUAGUUUUGCAGGCAGUAUAGGUAUUAAGCACUGGGACAAAGCUCGCUGGUGGUGUUGCCGACGGGUGUAUUUGAACUUGGCCUCUUUUAUUGCUGUUUUUUCUUUUGCUCUGUCGCCAUGACAACCCAAAGGGCUCAGAGCGCUUAACGCCACCCUUUCAUCUUGAAUCCCCGCUGACCUAAAUGCCCCUUCGAGGUUUUGGCCGCUGAAGGCGACCGGGGCAAAACAACAUGGAGCGCAAGGAGGAGAGCAGACGGGCCGGCGGUCGCGGACGGGCCGGCGGUCGCAGCUCGGGCUGGGGUCGCAUCGCCCUGCUGGACAAGACCAAGGAGUUCUUCCAGACGUGCGACGUGGAAGGCCGGGGCUUCAUCACGCGCACCGACAUGAGGAGGCUCCACAGGGAGCUGCCGCUGUCGGCAGAGGAGCUGGAGGACGUCUUCGACUCUCUGGACACGGAGCGUGCCGGUUACCUCACGCUUGAGGCCUUCUCUUCUGGAUUCAGUCAGUUCCUUCACGGCCGGCGAAUCUCUGUGACCGACGAGCCGGCCCAGUCGCAGGCUCGGGGCUUCAGGACCAAGGAGGCCUUCUACCAGAGCCAAUGGGAAGCCAAGCUGUCCGGGGGAGAGGACGAGGAAGAGGGACACUUCUGUAUGCUGCUCGACAGCCUGGGAGCCAGUAAUGUUUUCGAGGACCCGGACGAGGUGCGCAGCCUGUGGGCGCAGCUCAGGCGAGAUGAGCCUCACCUUCUGUCCGACUUUGAGGAGUUCCUGGCCAGGGUCACGCAUCAGAUCAAGGAGGCCCGCCAGGAGAAGAGGGACAUGGAGAGCGCCCUCCAGAGGAAGGCGGCGACGCACCACGACGAGAUCCGCCACCUGUACGAGGAGAUGGAGGCGCAGAUCAAGACGGAGAAGGACCGGCUGCUGCUCAAGGACUCGGAACAUCUCCAGUCGAAAAGCCAGGACUUGGAAGAGCAGCUGUCGUCCAAGGAGAGGGAGCUGGAGCUGCUCUUCCAGAAGCAGAAGAGGUUGGAGCUGGAGUGCUGCGAGCUGAGCAGCGAGAAGCAAGAGAGCCACGUGGAGAACGUCAAGCUCAAGGUGACCAACGACGAGCUGGCGCGGGCGCUGGAGAGCACCAGCCAGGAGCUGCUGGUGGCCCAUGACCAGCUGGCCGUGCUGCAGGAGCAGGCUGCGCGCCUGCACCAGGAGAAGGAGAUGGAAAUGUACAGAGUGACUGAAGGACUGCAAAGAGAGAAGCAAAGCCUCAUGAAGCAGCUCGAUCUCCUCCGAGAGAUGAACAAACACCUAAAGGACGAGCGUGACAUCUGCUCUGGUGUGCAGCCAAGAACUUCUCUGAGGAAGAAGCAGAAGCAGCGAGCAGGCCUGGCCAGCAUGUUUGACGACAGCAGCCAGCCUGCCAAAAGAUCUCCUGUGGUGCAGGAUGGCUCCUACCAGUCUCUGGAGGCUUUGCCUAUAGAGCACCUUCAAAUCGUGUUUGUUGCUUCCUCCUCCUGUAGUGAGGACGACGCCGUCGCCGUCAAUUCCGUGAGGAAGAGCGGCGGAUUGGCCAACGGCUACGGCGUUCCCGCCGCUCCCAAAACGCACAACGUCAGGGCCAAGGGCAAGAAGGCCAUGGCCAGGUCCUCCAGUUUCAGGAGGACCGGGAGAGAGCGGGCCAAGAGGCCGGAGACCGAGCCCGACGUCGAGGACGAGGUGCCGGACUCGCCCCGGGACGGGUGGCCCCUCCGCCGGGUCAUCUCCAUCGAAGAGGACCACCUGCCUCACCUCCUCCAAGGGGGGCCGCAGCUCCUCCUGCACCAGCUCAGCGAGGAGGAAGACGGGAAGGAGGCGCAUAGCGAUUUGGAAUGCAGCGUGGUCCCCAGGAAACCGGGACAGUUUUCCCGGGCGAAGACGACCCCCACGUCGCCGCGGGGGCAGCCUGUCGGGAAGGAGACCCAACACGUGGCAGAAGCGCCCGUGUUAGGCCCCCGUCGUCUCUUUAAGGUGGUCUUGGUGGGCAACUCCAGUGUGGGCAAGACGUCGCUUCUACGCUCCUUUUGCGAGGGACAUUUCCAUCCAUCCAUCACGGCGACUGUGGGGAUCGACUUCAGCGUGAAGACGUUAACCUUGAACAAUAUGCAGAUCGCGAUGCAGCUUUGGGACACGGCGGGCCAAGAGAGGUAUCGCAGCAUCACCAAGCAGUUCUUUCGCAAGGCCGACGGCGUGGUGGUGAUGUACGACGUCACGCUGGAGGAGAGCUUCAAGGCCGUGCGACCCUGGCUCGCCAACGUCAAGGUGACAGGAACUCCCCUCCUCUUAACUUCAAGUCCUUUCAGACACAUCCGCCCUCUUAUUUUGUCAGGACGCUGCAGGAGAAGGCGUCCAAAUCCUCGUGCUGGGCAACAAAAUGGACAUGGAUGCAGAGAGAGAGGUGUCCUUCAAAGAGGCAGAACAAUUGGCUCAAGAAAGCAAGGCGAUGUUCUACGAGGUCAGCGCCUACACAGGCAAGAACGUGACCGAGUCCCUCACCCACCUGGCCCGAAGCCUGAUGGUUUAGUACUAACGCCGAAUGCUAUUUUGAACUCUUGGUAAUUGGAAAAUGUGUUAUGGUCCGAUGAAACAGGUUGAACUUUUUGGCGACAAUUCCAAAAGGUAUGUUUUGUUCAAACACAAUGGUGCUCAUCACCAAAAGAGCAAGUGGUGACAGCAUUAUGUCUCGGGGCGGUUUUUCAUCAACUGGAACUGGGGCCUAAGACAAGGUGGAGGGAAUUAUGAACAGUUUGAAAUAUCAGUCAGUAUGACGAGUCCACAAAACCUGCAGGCUUCUGCCAGAAAACAACAACAACAAAAAGUCAGGAAAAGCCCACUUCAAUGGCUGAAAGGGUUGAAAUCAUUUACCUUUCACAAAAACCUGGCACUUCAACAGGGGUGUGUAGACUUUUUCUAUCCACUGUAUGCGCUUCCUCAGGGUGUUGAUGGAGCAAGAAGACCGAGUGAGAGACACCACAGUCAUCCUCAGCGCUCAGCCCUUGAAGAAGAAAGCCUGCUGCAAGUGAACGCGCCUCGGCGGAGGUCUUCUUUUGGACAAUGCGUUAAGCAAGGCUCUUCAUA
This is a messenger RNA of Phyllopteryx taeniolatus (common seadragon), 3339 nucleotides long. It is a transcript of the gene cracr2ab, whose product is annotated as calcium release activated channel regulator 2Ab. The coding region runs from base 463 to 2820 and encodes 785 amino acids. The transcript has 16 exons. Gene Ontology annotation, molecular function: GTPase activity; calcium ion binding; GTP binding. Lineage: Eukaryota; Metazoa; Chordata; Actinopteri; Syngnathiformes; Syngnathidae. The record is from RefSeq and is a predicted model, not a curated record.